AAUUUUUUUCUUCCCCAUAAUUUCAAUAAUAAUGAAUUUUAGCGAAACGCAGUAUUGUUUUGAUUGAACAAAUCUUCUGAAUCUAUCCCAAAAUCACAGUCUCGAAACCCUAGAAGAUCAAGCUCCCCUUUUUCUUUCUCUCGUUUCCCUCUCAAAAAAGGCUCCCUUUCCACUCCUAGUCGGCGAUUGGAUCUCUGGGGUUUCUUUCUUUAAGCGAUUUCGAUCUUAAACCUGAGGCUGUGGAAUUCGGAAUUCAGAUUGAAGUUAGUGGGGUUGAAGUAGGAUAGUUGCGUUGGCGCUGGCAAUGCCAUUAUUGUGGUUAGUGAGGAGCUAUUCGGUGAUUUUUGAGAUACCGAAAACGCAAAAUGUCUUGGGCAGGCCCUGAGGAUAUUUACCUUUCUACUUCACUUGCUAGCUAUCUUGACAGUGAGGCUGAUUUUGUAUUAUGUACUAAUUUGUAUGGUCUGACAAUAAUUGUUGUUGUAGAGAAACUUCUUGUAUUACUGAGAGAUGGCAGAAAGCUCAUGGGGAUACUUCGCUCUUUUGAUCAAUUUGCUAAUGCAGUUCUUGAGGGUGCCUGUGAGAGGGUUAUUGUUGGUGAUCUGUAUUGUGACAUCCCUUUGGGUCUCUAUGUAAUCCGUGGAGAAAAUGUUGUUCUAAUCGGUGAGCUGGACUUGGAGAGGGAGGAACUUCCCGAACACAUGACUCGUGUUUCUACAGCAGAAAUCAAGAGGGCACAGAAAGCAGAAAGGGAGGCCUCAGAUCUGAAAGGGACUAUGAGGAAAAGAAUGGAAUUCCUUGACUUUGAAUAGUAAACCCUGAUUCAUCCUUCACCUUCCCCAUCCGCAAAUAUUAUAGCGGCUGUUCUUCAUAUAUUUUGCUUUCUUUUUCUCUGCUAUUGUUGCCUUUCAUGGGAGGGUUCAAUACUCUUGAAUUUUGUUCUGUAAUAUUAGCUUCAGGAAUCAUUACUAUCAUUCAUUUGCUUUCAAAAAAUUCUCAAUUAAUAUAAGCAUGAUUUCAAUUCCUUACCA
Messenger RNA from Vigna umbellata (rice bean), 1031 nucleotides. NCBI's taxonomy places the organism in Eukaryota, Viridiplantae, Streptophyta, Magnoliopsida, Fabales, Fabaceae. The record is from RefSeq and is a predicted model, not a curated record.